Molecule: messenger RNA, 712 nt
Organism: Equus caballus (horse)
Lineage: Eukaryota; Metazoa; Chordata; Mammalia; Perissodactyla; Equidae
Gene: CMC2
Product: C-X9-C motif containing 2
Cellular component (GO): mitochondrion
Source: RefSeq, a predicted model, not a curated record
CUGGGGCUGGCCGAGCGGGGUCAGCCGCCGAGGGCGCUGGACAUUUCGUGGCCCGGAGCCCUCCGGCUCUGGCGCCUAGGCUGCCGGCCUUAGGGUGGGGCGUUCUCGCCGGUGAAUUCCGCUUCAGCCCGCCCGGUGUGGCCGCGAGUCGGGUUGCUCUGCCGUGCUCCAUCAUCUUCUAAAGAUGCAUCCUGACUUAUCUCCACACUUGCACACUGAAGAAUGCAACGUCUUGAUUAACUUGCUUAAGGAAUGUCACAAAAAUCACAGCAUUCUGAAAUUUUUUGGUCAUUGCAAUGAUCUUGAUCGGGAGAUGAGAAAAUGCUUGAAGAAUGAGUACAUGGAGAAGAGGUCCAAGAGCAGGGAGCACGGCAAUGUGAUGCGAAAGAGACUUUUUAAUCCUCCAGAGGAAUCUGAAAAAUAAAUUAUAUUUUUACUGGAUGGCUUGGUUGAGAGAAGACCUAAAGACUUGGUUGAUAACCAAAAGAAUCCUGUCUCGUUUGGUCUCCAGAAUCCUUUGAAUGGAAAAUGACUCGUGAGAAAUGGAGCCAUGGAGAAAUAUGGAAACCCUGGCUUCUGACUGUCUGUUGGGCAGGGCCUUUAGUACUCUCUCUCCUCUCCCAGCACACCUGACUUCUCACACGUUUCUUCCCUGGCUUAAGCCAGUUAACAUUUGAGUAACUUAUCUCCUUCAAUAAAAUAAUUGACUUUA